Molecule: messenger RNA, 2475 nt
Organism: Humulus lupulus (European hop)
Lineage: Eukaryota; Viridiplantae; Streptophyta; Magnoliopsida; Rosales; Cannabaceae
Product: receptor-like protein EIX2
Exons: 4
Coding region: 1-2475 (824 amino acids)
Molecular function (GO): protein binding
Source: RefSeq, a predicted model, not a curated record
AUGCUUAAUCUUCAUCCAAACAUAGUAUACGGAGAAGAGUACAAUACUAUUGCACCUGGGUUCCAUCCAAUGGGUGGUGAAAUUGGUCCCUCCUUAGUUGAUUUGCAACAUUUGAGGUUACAAGUUCUCAAUCUUGAUAUUGACAAUUAUGGUCUCAUGAUUGAUAACAAUCUUGAAUGGCUUUCUCAUCUCUCUUCCCUAAAAAUCUUUAAACUGAGUAACACCAAUUUCACCAAAGCCACAAAUUGGUUUCAAUCCAUUAAAACUGCUCCCUCUUUGUCAAGUUUAAGAUUAUAUAAUUGUCUUUUUCCGACAAUAGAUGUCAUCAACAAAAGCUCUUCAAAUUCUCUCACAAAACUUGACAUUGUAUACAAUACCAUACAUCCUAAGACAAUUCCAUGGUUGCUCAAUAUAAGUAGCAAUCUCGUUAGUUUGACCUUUUGGGGAAAUGAAGUAAGAGGUCCACUUCCAAAUUGUUUUCAAAACAUAAGAACUCUUGCACACAUUGACCUGUCAUACAAUGAAUUUGUUGGUGGAAUACCAAAAUCAUUGGGAAGUCUUUGCAAUCUUCAAGAGCUCUCUCUGUCAGAGAAUAAUUUCAAUACAACACUUUCGGAUGUUUUAGAAAGCCUUAGAGGUUGUGCUAAAGAUUCUUUAGAAAUAUUGGAUUUAAGAUCAAACCAAUUAAAAGGAUCCUUUCCAAUUUCGAAAGCAUUUCCGGUCUUUCUAAAAGAAUUAAGCCUUUAUGAUGAUCAAUUAGAAGGACCGUUGCUGCAUCUUUCAAAAUUUUCAUCCCUAAGAUUGUUGGAUGUCUCUUACAAUAAGCUUAAUGGUACCUUACCGGAUGAUAUUGGCAAGCUUCAUCAUCUUAAGAUUUUGUUUCUCAAAUGGAACUCUUUCACUGGUACUUUAACUGAAGCUAUUGGUGAGCUCCAACAUCUUGAGAAUUUAGAUGUCUCUUCAAACGCUUUCACGGGACUUGUCACUGAAGUUCACUUUAAAAGACUUUCCAACUUGAAAAGGCUUUCUUUUUUGGAUAACCCCUUAACAUUGACCUUCAACUCUACUUGGGUUCCACCAUUUCAACUAGUUGAUGUACUAUUGGGGUCAUGCAAGUUAGGUCCACAAUUUCCUGCUUGGCUCAAAACCCAAAAAAAACUCUCCUUACUUGACAUUUCUAAUGCUCAAAUUUAUGAUAAGAUUCCAAAUUGGUUUUCUAAUCAGAUUUUUGAGUUGAAGAUUCUAAAUCUGUCUUCAAAUGAAUUAUAUGGUCCUAUUCCAACUUAUCUAUCAAAUGUGAAGACAUUGUUUCUCUCUAAUAAUAUGCUUCAUAGUCUAAGGACUUUUCUUUGUGAACCAGUACAUGGGUCAAUAGAAAUUCUUCACAUUUCAAAUAACAUGUUGAAUGGAAGCCUUCUCGAUUGUCAUUUGAAUUUAAAGAAUCUGACUGUUCUGAAAUUAGAUAACAACAAUUUCUUUGGAGAAAUUCCAAGAUCAAUCGGUUUGUUACAUGGAAUUCAAUAUUUGCUUUUGGGGCACAAUAAUUUCUUUGGAAAUCUUCCUUCAUCCUUACAAAAUUGUACGCAACUUAAGGUUCUUGAUGUCGAGGAUAAUAAUCUUGAAGGAAAUAUACCAACUUGGAUUGGGAAAAGACUAACAAAUUUGAUUUUCUUUCGACUAAAAUCAAAUAAUCUUUUUGGAGCCAUACCAUCAAAUCUAUGCCAUCUUCAAUCUGUUCAAAUAUUUGACAUUUCCAUGAAUAAUAUAGGUGGACAUAUUCCUUCAUGCAUAAAAAAUUUCUCCUCGAUGAUAGAUAAAAGAGACAUUUUUCAAGUAAGUAACAUGCAGAUACAUGUUAACUUAGAUGAUAAUAUUGGUCUAAACUAUGAGAUGGAUACAUUUAUUAUGUGGAAAGGAGUCAACCGCCAAUUCAAAGAGAUUCUGAGAUUAAUAAAUCUAAUUAAUCUAUCAAGUAAUAAAUUGAAUGGAAAAAUUCCCGAGGAGUUAACAAAUCUUGUUGAAUUGAUUGAACUGAACAUUUCGAAGAAUAAUUUGAGUGGAGCUAUCCCAGCGAAUAUUGGGAACUUGAAGAAGUUACAGAAAGGAAAAAUUCCUAUUGGCACUCAACUACAAAGUUUUGAUGCUUUGAUGUACAUCGAUAAUGAUGGAUUGUGUGGACGUCCACUGGCGAAUUCAUGUCUUGGCGAUGAGUCACCAAAUUAUCAUCAAGAUCAUUCAAGUUUUGUUGAAGAUGAAGAAUGGUUUGACAUGUCAGGGCUUCAUAUGGGAAUUGGAGUUGGAUUUGUAGUCGGAUUUGCUGGAAUUUGUGAAAUCUAUUAUGAAAAGCUUAUUCAUCAACUGGUGGUGUCUAUCAAAUGUCACAAGGUGGAGGUUUGCAUUUCAAGUAGUACUAAUGGAUACUCCUCCAUGAAGUUCAUCAAUUACAAUGGCUCUGAAAUUCUCUUCUUUUUGUAA